Molecule: messenger RNA, 1446 nt
Organism: Asparagus officinalis (garden asparagus)
Lineage: Eukaryota; Viridiplantae; Streptophyta; Magnoliopsida; Asparagales; Asparagaceae
Product: tropinone reductase homolog At5g06060-like
Exons: 8
Coding region: 436-1272 (278 amino acids)
Molecular function (GO): oxidoreductase activity
Source: RefSeq, a predicted model, not a curated record
UAUCCCUAUAAAAGUAAAAUUUCAGUUGCACUUGAGCUCGUAGAGCUUCGGCCAUUUUUAAAUGUUUGGGCUUUGGGCAUUUAAAUAAUCGGUUGGGCUUAAAAUGAGAAGUGAUAAAUGACGAAGGAGCUUUAUCAGAGCAGCAGGAGUCAACAGGAUCCCAAUGGAGGUAGCAUCGCUGGCUGCAUUCCUCUGCAUGCCUGCUGCCUCUUUCAUCUCCGGCCAAAUCAUUUGUGCCGACGGCGCCCGCCGCCUUUGAGGCUGCCCACAGUCACAGUGCCAUAUACGGCAUUAUCAAUCAUUUGAACUUGUUCUCGUGUCAGAUACUGCAACGGAGCUUUGCUCUGGGCAUAAAGACAUUCGCGUUCUGGCAUUUAUUGUAUAUUCUUGUGGUACUAUGCAACUGACCGUGGGUAUAUAUAAAGACUGUGAAGGAUGGGUUCGGAUAGCAUUGAAGGAAAUAGGAGACAAACCAUGGAGGGAACUAGGAGCAUUGAUGUUGAUGAGAGGAAGAAUCGAUGGUCGCUUUGUGGAACAACUGCUUUAGUCACUGGAGGAACUAAAGGAAUUGGGCAUGCUAUAGUCGAAGAGUUAGCAUUGCUUGAAGCAAGAGUCCACACAUGCUCGCGAAAUGAAACAGAGCUAGAGAAAUGCUUGGAAGAGUGGAGAAACUUAAAGUUUGAUGUCACAGGUUCAGUAUGUGAUGUAUCUUCUCGUGAAGAGCGGGAAAAACUAAUGAAAAGUGUCUCUUCCAUUUUCCAUGGAAAGCUAAAUAUUUUUAUUAAUAAUGCAGGAACAUUUAUUACUAAGCCAGUUGUGGAUUGCACAGCAGAAGAUUAUUCAUUCAUCAUGUCUACAAACUUUGAGUCAGCUUUUCAUUUAAGCCAGCUAGCUCACCCUCUUCUUAAGGCAUCCAAGCGAGGAAACGUCGUAUUAAUCUCUUCAAUUGCUGGUACUGUAGCAUUACCCGGUCUUUCCAUUUAUUCAGCAAGUAAAGGAGCAAUGAACCAACUCACUAAGAAUCUGGCAUGUGAGUGGGCAAAUGACAAUAUUCGAACUAAUUGUAUUGCACCUGGAGGCAUUUUGACCCCAAUGGUACAACCUUUGAUGAAUGAUGAAAUUGAAAGAAAAAUAGCUGCUAGUGUUCCUCUUGCGCGAAUGGGAGAGCCAGAGGAGGUAGCAUCUCUUGCAGCAUUUCUUUGCUUGCCUGCUGCUUCUUACAUUACAGGUCAAAUAAUAUCUGUGGAUGGAGGUUUUACAGUACUUGGUUGAAAGAAUUACAGUUUGAUUUUUCACUGCUCAACUUUCUGUCUAGUUCUAUAAGGAAAUGUUGUAAUCUGAAUUCCAUAUUUUUCCGGCAUGAGAUGCCAGGACUUUGCAUUAUAUACAAGCUAGAGUUUGUUUUGUAAAACUACUAUAAUCGAGCUAGAGUUGAAUUCUUGAGAA